Messenger RNA from Trichechus manatus latirostris (Florida manatee), 1617 nucleotides. It is a transcript of the gene C9, whose product is annotated as complement C9. NCBI's taxonomy places the organism in Eukaryota, Metazoa, Chordata, Mammalia, Sirenia, Trichechidae. The record is from RefSeq and is a predicted model, not a curated record. Gene Ontology annotation, biological process: complement activation. Gene Ontology annotation, molecular function: protein binding. Gene Ontology annotation, cellular component: membrane attack complex.
AUGUCGACUGGCUGGAGGUUUGCCUUUGUGAUAUGCACUUUACUAAAAAAUAUCCUGGCAGCAGGGCCUACUCCAAGUUACUCCCAGCAGACAGUACAAGGGAGUGACACUCCCUCUCCCAUAGACUGCAGAAUGAGCUCCUGGAGUGGAUGGUCGCAAUGUGACCCUUGCCUCAAACAAAUGUUCCGCUCAAGGAAUAUUGAGGUCUUUGGACAAUUCAAUGGGAAGAAAUGCCUUGACUCUGUGGGAGACCAAGGGCAGUGUUUACCCACUGAGCCCUGUGAAGAGGCUGAGGAUGACUGUGGAAAUGACUUUAAAUGCGGCACAGGCAGGUGCAUAAAGCAGCAGCUCCUGUGUAAUGGUGACAAUGACUGCGGAGACUUUUCAGAUGAAGAUGUUUGCGAAGAUGAUCCCCGUCCCCCUUGCCGUAACAAAGUGGUGGAAGAGUCCGAGCUGGCACGAAUGGCAGGCUAUGGGAUCAACAUUUUAGGGAUGGAUCCCCUAAGCACUCCUUUUGACAAUGAGUUCUACAAUGGCCUCUGUGACAGGGUUCGGGAUGGAAACACCUUGACAUACUACCGCAGACCCUGGAAUGUGGCUUCUUUGGCCUAUGAAGUCAAAGCCGAUAAAAAUUUCAGAAUCGAGCAUUUUGAAGAACAUUUUCAAGCAUUCACAAGUAUCAUUGAAGAGAAGACAAAAAAUUUUAAUGCAGAUUUCUCUCUAAAAUUCACACCCACUGAAGCUAAUAAAAAGGAUAAAAAUGAAGCUAACGAACAUGCUAACAGAAUAGACUCUCAAAGUCAUGAAGAUAAAGGAAAAAGGUUUCGGUUUAGUUAUUCCAAAAAUGAAACUUACCAACUAUUUUUGUUAUAUUCUUCACUAAAGGAAAAAAUGUUUCUGCAUGUGAAAGGAACGAUUCAGGUGGGAAGAUUUGUGAUGAGAAAUCGGCGUGGCAUGCUGACAACAACUUUUGUGGAUGACGUAAAAGCUCUGCCAACUAACUAUGAAAAGGGGGAAUAUUUUGCAUUUUUGGAAACCUAUGGAACCCACUACAGUAGCUCUGGGUCUCUAGGGGGAAUCUAUGAACUAAUAUACGUUUUGGAUAAAGCCUCCAUGAGGGAGAAAGAUGUUGAAAUAAGAGAUAUACAGAGAUGCCUCGGGUUUAAUCUGGAUUUGUCUAUAAAUCGUGGCGCUGAAAUCACAGUAAAAAUUAAUAAAAAGGAUUGUUUAAAGAGGGGUGAAGGUAGACUUGUAAACAUCACUAGUGAUAACCUCAUAGAUGAUGUUAUUUCACUCAUACGAGGAGGAACCAGAAAAUACGCCUUUGAACUGAAAGAAAAGCUUCUCAAAGGAGCCAAGACAAUUGACGUGACUGACUUUGUAAAUUGGGCUGAUUCUCUAAAUGAUGCUCCGGUGCUCAUAAGCAUGAAACUGUCUCCUAUAUAUAAUCUAAUUCCAUUGGAAAUCAAAGACGCAUACCAAAAGAAACAAAAUUUGGAACGAGCCAUUAAAGACUAUGUCAACGAAUUCAGUGAGAAAAUGCCAUCCCUGCCAAAAUGGAGGCAGUGCGAUACUGCUGGAUGGGCAAUGUUUGUGCACCUGCCCAAAGACAUUUGA